This is a messenger RNA of Theobroma cacao (cacao), 1530 nucleotides long. Its product is annotated as putative trehalose-phosphate phosphatase D. Gene Ontology annotation, molecular function: trehalose-phosphatase activity. NCBI's taxonomy places the organism in Eukaryota, Viridiplantae, Streptophyta, Magnoliopsida, Malvales, Malvaceae. The record is from RefSeq and is a predicted model, not a curated record. Gene Ontology annotation, biological process: trehalose biosynthetic process.
UGUUAGUGCGCCUCUGUGAUUUUCACCUUUUCUUUUGAGUAGCAUUUUUAUUUUAUUUUUUCUCUCCAUAGCUCUAAGCUUUGCUUAUUAAAACCCUGCCCUCUUCCUGUUUUUCUUACUCCUAAGAUCUCACAUUGCCAUCUCCCUGUUUUUUCUCCUCUGUUUCUUUCUCUACUCUGUUCAGAGCAUAAGAUAGAAAGAAGAAGAAGAAGAAGUUAAAGAAGAAUGACUAACCAACAGAAUGUGGUGGUUUUUGAUCUGAAACCGCGUGGUGUUAGGCAUGUGUUGCCUCCUUCAUCUUUGCCGGUGGCAAAGCCCUUGUCACGGCAAGACAUAAAGAUGCUAUUGAUGAAAAGGUUUGAAACUGAGAAAGCAGGGGCUAAAAUCAAUGCCUGGGUGGAUUCUAUGAGAGCUUCUUCACCUACCCGUAUCAAGUCUACAGCUUCCUUGCUUCCUGAAACUGAUGAGAAAAGUUCCUGGAUUGUUCAUCAUCCCUCAGCUUUGAGCAUGUUUGAGCAAAUAGUGGCUGCUUCAAAGGGAAAACAGAUUGUGAUGUUUCUUGAUUACGAUGGCACACUCUCUCCAAUCGUUGAAGACCCGGAUCAAGCUUUCAUGCCAAGAGAGAUGAGAGCAGCCCUAAGAGACGUUGCAAGAUAUUUUCCAACGGCAAUAGUAACCGGCAGAUGCAGAGACAAGGUUUACAGCUUUGUGAAAUUAGCUGGCCUUUAUUACGCUGGUAGCCAUGGUAUGGACAUCAAGGGACCAUCUAAAAGUUGCAAAUACAAGAAAGGUAACCAGGGAGUUCUCUUCCAGCCUGCCAGUGAAUUCUUGCCCAUGAUUGAUAAGGUGUACAAAGCCUUGGUAGAGAAAACAAAAUCUAUUCCAGGAGCCAAGGUGGAAAAUAACAAGUUUUGUGUCUCCGUACACUUUCGUUGUGUUGAUGAAAAGAGUUGGGCUGCAUUAGCUGAGCAAGUUAGAUCAGUGCUCAACGAGUACCCUAAGCUUAAACUAACUCAAGGGAGGCUGGUAUUAGAGAUCCGUCCAACCAUCAAAUGGGACAAAGGAAGAGCCCUUGAAUUUUUGUUGGAGGCACUAGGAUAUGCCAAUUCAAAUGAUGUUUUACCGGUCUACAUUGGCGACGAUCGAACCGAUGAAGAUGCUUUUAAGGUUUUACGUGAUAGAGGACAGGGCUUUGGGAUCCUUGUUUCCAAAGUACCCAAGGAAACAAAUGCUUUCUAUUCUCUGCAAGAACCAUCUGAGGUUAAGGAGUUUUUGCGGCGUUUGGUGGACUGGAAAAAAUUGUCACAACAAGCACCCUAAUAAUUUGCUAAAUGUGCUUAGACAUACUGAAGAUAUUUGAAUCCCACCCUAAAUAUCUGAUUGAAGGGUGGAAUGAAUUAUGUAAUUUUCUCAUUUAGAGAGAGUUUCUGAUUGUAAUUAACUACCGAUGUUUAGAGGCUAUAAUUGAUAUAAUUGAGAAGAUCUAAAAGAAAAAACAGAAAAGAGAAGAAUUCCAUAAUUUUGGAAAUU